AUUAACCACGCCCCGCUUGCAAUCACCUCCUAUAAAUACAGGUGUUAAUCAGCCGGCCCUUUCUCUUUUUUGCCUCCUGGCUAACGAUUGAGUUGGUAAAGACGGUGAGAUUUGCUUUCUUUAUUACUUAAAGUAACUGGCUGACGGGAACCUCUUUGCCUGUGAGGGUGAAAGUUACCGCGUUGCCGCGUGCUGUUUGUGAAGGAGCCUCUUAACCUAGAGGAUUAAGGCUACAGUGUUACUUCUGUUGUAAAGCCAAAGAAACCUCUUUGUCUGUGAAGACAAAAGCUAGCUGAGCUGUUUUUCACUUCCCUAUUUAAGAUGCAAGAGGAAGACAACAUUGGUUUCCCAGCAGAGAUCCCUGCAGGACAAGUACGUCAGCCUGAGCAGAAUCUUCAAGAAGAAGGUGUCAGGCGUAAGCACUCUCGCAAGCGCAAGCAUGUAGAAGUGGAUCAUCUUCAGAGACAGAUGCAAGGAAUGCAAGAGACUCUGAAUAAUUUGUUACAGGCACAACAGUGGCCGGUGGGGCCUCCAGGCCCUGGGGAACUGGUGCAAAAACAGCCAUGCCGCCACCCAGAUGAGAUAUCUGUGAUAGCAUCUGGAGUGUUUGGAAGGGAAGGCAAUUCUAUGCCAUCAGAUCAAGAGGACAUCUCUGAUUCAGAAAUGGAUUACUCUUCUCAGGCUUCGGAUCCUGUUCCUUUGGAUCCAUCAGAUAAGGCGGUGAUUGCUAGAGCAGCAGAACGGGCGAACCUGGCUUCACAACCUGCCUCAACAUCAACUUCGGUGUUUGAUAGAGGCUCUCAGCGCCGAAAAACGGAAGGUUUGCCUAUACUUCCAGACUUUGUGACAGAGUUGCAUUCUUCAUGGAAGGUUCCAGGUUCCACUGCCCUCCCUAAGACACAGCUGGGCAACCUGGCAGGGGCGGCAGCUUGCACGGGCUUGCUUCAGCUCCCAGAUUGGGCCCACAUUUGCUAUGUUGGCAGGAGCAACCACCCGGGCUGGCAAAGAUGCUAUACACCCUAA
This is a messenger RNA of Onychostoma macrolepis, 1023 nucleotides long. RefSeq lists its product as uncharacterized. The transcript has 2 exons. Bases 322 to 1023 code for a protein of 233 amino acids. NCBI's taxonomy places the organism in Eukaryota, Metazoa, Chordata, Actinopteri, Cypriniformes, Cyprinidae. The record is from RefSeq and is a predicted model, not a curated record.